CAAUCCUUCCGUCUCCCUCACUCACACUCCGCCGUGACGUCAACAUCUGUCUGAACAAACCGACGCCAAAUCACAGAAAAGGGAGCGCCGGCGACCAGGAGGACAUGGCUGUAAAUGUGUACUCCACCUCAGUGACCAGCGACAACCUGAGUCGCCAUGAUAUGCUCGCAUGGAUCAAUGAGUCACUACAGAUGAACCUCACUAAGAUUGAGUUGCUAUGUUCAGGUGCGGCCUAUUGCCAGUUCAUGGACAUGCUCUUUCCUGGCUGCGUGCCUUUGAAGAAAGUUAAAUUUUCAGCGAAGUUAGAGCAUGAAUACAUCCAUAAUUUUAAGAUUUUGCAAGCUGCCUUCAAGAGAAUGGGUGUUGACAAAAUCAUCCCUGUUGACAAGUUGAUAAAAGGCAAAUUCCAGGACAACUUUGAAUUCGUUCAGUGGUUUAAGAAGUUCUUCGAUGCGAACUACGACGGAAAAGAGUACGACCCGGUGGAGGCGCGGCAGGGCCAGGACACCAUGCCUGUGCCCAACGCUGCCAUGCCUGCCCUCAGCAAGCCCAAGAAGAUCAUGAACGCAGCACCGCCGAGGGCUGCUGUUGCUAAAGUAACGCCCAAGGUGGCACCCAGUUCUGCGCGGAGGCCAGGUGCCAGCGGAGAUGACGAGAGGGCCGAGCUUAUCCAAGAGAUAAAUAUACUGAAGUCUACAAUCCAGGACAUGGAGAAGGAGCGAGACUUUUACUUCGGCAAACUUAGGAACAUUGAGUUGAUCUGUCAGGAGAAGGAGAGCGAGGGAGAUCCCACCUUGCAGAGGAUUGUGGAUAUUCUCUAUGCUACAGAUGAGGGCUUCGUCAUACCAGACGCCGAAUCAGAGGACCAGGAGGAGUUUUAAUGCCCUCGGCUAGAUCCAAUCCUCGAUCGUCUCCUUCCUCAUCACUCCCUCUACACAUUCACUUCCUCACACUGUUUCUGAAACACCUCCCAGAUCACAUUAUGCAUUUAGACUCUGAGUGAAGCUUGUAUGGAAAUUCCUUUCAACUGCGUACAGAGUUAAAGUAGUUAAGUUUGAAGUCUGGCGACCCUUUAGCCUCUGAGAAGGGCAAGACGGCUGCUGAGCUGACCUUGUUUGGCUCAGAGGAGAGAGAGCUUUUCAUCAAGAUUCAGCAUGGUGUUCAAAUUUUGAUCCUGCUGUUCCUGCAACUUCAGUGGAACCUGCAAAUUUAUCCGUUGUAUUAAAUAUUGUCUUUGUUUUUUGACACUGUUUCUUUUUGCCACUGUUGGAAUAGAGAGGAUGUUGUCACCUCUUUUCCUUGACGAGUAGGGUGGCAUGUGCUUCACACUAAUGCUAUGCUAAUCAUGUUUUACCCAAUUAAGAGUUGUUUUUUUUUUUUUUUUAAUCUUCACAAAAUCUUAGUUCUUACUCAGGAUUCAGAAGUGAAUCUGUGAACAACUGUUUUGUUUUUUUUAAAACCAACCCUGCAAAAUGAGCAUCGUCCAUCUUUUUCCCCCUUUGAUUUUUAAACCUUAGCGAUCGUUUUAUUGAAAGGCUAGUAGCAGUCACCUCUUCUCUUUGAACCUGUGACUGUGCCUUACAGACAGAGCAGAAGGAGAUCCAGUCGGUCGUCUGCCUGGUUCGUCUUUGUCUGUCUUGUGGAUGUAGAAAAACUUUGCUUGUGGUCCAGUAAGUCACUUAUGCAGUAAGAAGGUCAGUUAAUUCACUACCGUUCCAAAUCUGCUCCAAACUGCAGUGAUUGUAAUCAAUAAGUCAGACUUCGCUGACCUGUCUUGUGGAUGGUCUCUUGGGAUACUCACGUUACUGAGACGUUGAAAGCACAGUUGCAAAGCAUCCUUGAUGACCCUUUUUUUAUAAUUGUUUUAUAAAGAGUAAACCAACCUUAAAGCAUCGCCCCUGUGGCGAUGGGUUCUGAAGGCCAAAAUACUGCCCGUUUCUGCACUUUCAGUGCAAAGAUUGAUGUCUUCUUCUUUUUUACUGCCUUAUAUUUAAUGCAUCUAUUUUUUUUUAAACCCUCUCACAUUUUUUCGUUUCUUUGAUAGAACUCUUUAUAUUUGUUCUGUGUUGGGAAAUGUUGAAUUCAAAUUAAAGAGAUGUUCAAACAUUUCUCCUUUUUUCAUUGCUUUGGCUUCAAAAAUAGCCACUCUUAGAAGCUGUUCUAGGUACAGACCUCGCAUCUUCCUUUUGUUUUUUUUUUUUUGGAAAUUUUACUCAAAGCUAGUUCAGGAGCCGUGGGUGCUGGGCACUGCUUGUUUUCAUGCACCCUUAGUAGUAUCAACCUUGAGCCAAAUAGAAAUAUUACUUGCUUAAUACUUGUGGUAAAUCUAGAAAAACAUCCUGUGCCAGUUUUGUAAUUGAGUUUUGGAAUCUGGGUUGUGUUAAAUCCAUUUCAUUCUCCAUUUCUGUUGUUUUAUCCAGAGGCUACAUUCCAAUUGGAUAAAAAAAAUUGGAUUAAAAACAAAAAAACAUAAAAAAUGGUGUCCUGAAACUAUUGCUGGUGUGAAUGUUUUUAUUUUCCCCACCAUCAAAUGUCUGUCUUCUGCUUCUGAAAUGUUUCAUUGCCUUGUUAGAUGGGUGAUUGAUCAUGCUUUAUUAAUUAAUUUAUGGUCAGUUGUGUGGAAUGUGACUUUGGAAUUCAGAGACUGUCCUGAUGAUUUUGGAUCACUGUGCCAUUUUUCUGUCUUGUUUUCCCUCCACUAUCUCAUGUAGCAGCAAUAUCAUAUCAUAUCAGCACUUGUGUUUUCUGGUUAUUCAGAUAACAUCAGAUUCAAACAUCCCAACCUUUUUUUUUGAAGUGUAGAAUCUCUAUUGCUGUGUAGUUUUUGGGUCCAGCCUAGUUUGUCUGUGCAAAACCAAUAACUGAAGCCUUAAUUGGUGCUUUUAAAACAUACCUUGACUGAUUCCUUUGCAACAGUGGAUAAACAUUUGCAUUAGAUAAGUUUUCAUUAACCUGCGGUGACUUGUGACAAAAGCGAUGUAGCAUAGAGAUCAUGGUUAAGAUUCUCUUAACAGUACAGCGUUUUUUGCGAACCAUGUUUCAUAACGUUGCAAUUAAGGGGCUUCGAAAGUGAGACCAUUCAUUGCGCUCCAAGUAAGAGUGUGGAAUCAUGGAAGUAGCAAUCAAAUGCAAAUAAAAAAAGUUAUUGAACAUUACACAUCAUUGACCCGAUGCUGAUUUCGCCUUGACCUGGUUUUCUCUUUCUUGUGGUGAAUUGCUCUUUACGACGAUGAUUAAAGCUGUAGAGUAGAAUGAGGUUUAGUUCAAGACUGGAAUUGGUCAAUACAAUAUGCAGUGGUGCUUCUUUCCGAGUUUUUAUCAGUUUGCUCUCCAGUGGCCUUCCAGAACAAUCUAGAGAUGGAUUUUACACUGUGGGCCCUGUGCCACUUACAUACUUUCUCUCCAUCUCUAUUUUUUGUUUUUUCGUUUUUCCUCUCCGUCACAGACGGUCUCUGUCCUCGUUUUUGUACUUGCAGGGUGUGUGGUUUUCUCCUUUUUUAAUUGUAUUUGCCAGGGUCAGUUUCUUACAAAUAAAACAGUAUUACAUGUG
Molecule: messenger RNA, 3550 nt
Organism: Colossoma macropomum (tambaqui)
Lineage: Eukaryota; Metazoa; Chordata; Actinopteri; Characiformes; Serrasalmidae
Gene: mapre1b
Product: microtubule-associated protein, RP/EB family, member 1b
Exons: 7
Coding region: 105-881 (258 amino acids)
Biological process (GO): protein localization to microtubule plus-end; regulation of microtubule polymerization or depolymerization; spindle assembly
Cellular component (GO): microtubule plus-end; spindle midzone; cytoplasmic microtubule
Molecular function (GO): microtubule plus-end binding
Source: RefSeq, a predicted model, not a curated record